UGGUCGCACGGGCACGGUCAUACUUCCCGUCUCUCUCUCUCUCUCUCUCUCUCUCUCUCUCUCUCUCUCUCUCUCUCGGGCCGACGAUAGGUCGAGCGGCGCCGCCGCCCUUGGCUAGUUCUUCCUUCUUCGUCGGGCUGCUCGCGGGCGACGAGCCGGCAGGUCGGCAGGUCACACCUGGAUUCAAUUAAAAGAUGAGGAAGCUCAAGUUCCACGAGCAGAAGCUACUCAAGAAGACAAAUUUCUUGGAGUACAAGAGGGAGGGAGGCCACCGGGAGGCCCUCGUGACGCAGCGCUACCGCCUUGUCGAGAGGGACGAUUACAAGAAGUACAAUGGCAUAUGCUUAAUGGUGCAAAAGCUCGUUAACAUCAUAAAGCAGAUGGACCCAAGAGAUCCUUUCAGAAUAGAAAUGACAGACAUGCUGCUCGAUAAACUAUAUAAUAUGGGUGUAAUUCCAACAAAAAAGAGCCUGUUAAAAUGCGAGAAUCUUUCAGCUAGUGCCUUCUGCAGACGGAGACUGGCAACAGUUAUGGUGAAGCUCAAGUUUGCAGAGCACCUUAAAGAGGCGGUAACAUACAUCGAGCAGGGGCAUGUGCGUGUAGGUCCAGAGACAGUUACCGAUCCAGCCUUCCUUGUGACCAGAAACAUGGAGGACUUCAUCACCUGGGUGGAUUCCUCAAAGAUCAAGAGGAAGGUCAUGGAGUACAAUGACGCAUUGGAUGAUUAUGAUGCCAUGUUUUGAGAGAAUCAUUCCACGGAAAUUUCUUGUCCAUCAUUGUAAUCUUGGCUACGCACAUGUGGCAUUUCCAGAACAAAAAUCCGGAUAUUGUCUGUUGCAGGCUGCUUGCAUUUGCAUUGCAGACGUGAUACAGUCUUGUAGCUGGUUGCUGACGCAUUAUGUCUGAUGAUGUAGCGUGCGAUUGUCUUUUUUUUUUUAUUAAAGGGAGAGUUUUGUGCUACUGCUACGUUGUGCCUUCACGAUGUUCAUUCUGCAGUGCAUUUGUGGUUGA
Messenger RNA from Setaria italica (foxtail millet), 1011 nucleotides. Its product is annotated as U3 small nucleolar ribonucleoprotein protein IMP3. The record is from RefSeq and is a predicted model, not a curated record. Gene Ontology annotation, biological process: rRNA processing. The transcript has 5 exons. Lineage: Eukaryota; Viridiplantae; Streptophyta; Magnoliopsida; Poales; Poaceae. Gene Ontology annotation, molecular function: snoRNA binding; rRNA binding; structural constituent of ribosome. Gene Ontology annotation, cellular component: small-subunit processome; small ribosomal subunit; Mpp10 complex. The coding region runs from base 195 to 743 and encodes 182 amino acids.